Molecule: messenger RNA, 1368 nt
Organism: Fusarium poae
Lineage: Eukaryota; Fungi; Ascomycota; Sordariomycetes; Hypocreales; Nectriaceae
Exons: 4
Coding region: 1-1368 (455 amino acids)
Source: RefSeq, a predicted model, not a curated record
AUGAGGCUCUUUCGUGGUUUCAUUGCCUUUGUCUUGGCAUCCUCUCCUUUGGUAUUGGCUCAGAGUUCUGAGAGUUCCGCUAUCCUGGCCACGCUACCAAAAUGUGCUUUGAAAUGUCUGGCUGUAUCUGUAUCUAAUUCAACAUGUGAUCUUCUCGACACACAAUGUACAUGUAGAAAUGAACCACUCCAAGCCGAGAUUGAGACUUGUGUCUUGGCUUCUUGCACCGUCAGGGAGUCAUUAAGUACCAAAAAUGCUUCCAUGACACUAUGCGGUGCACCUGUCCGAAAUCGCCAACGAGAAAUCCUCGCCGUCAACGAUGUAUUGGGCGUCACCUCGGGUAUCUUUGUCUUGCAACGAUUCGCAACGAAACUAGUAUACAAGCUACCUUGGGGUCUUGACGAUCUCUUUAUCGGCUUGUCUAUGCUCAUGGCCAUCCCCUGCAUGGUCAUCAACUCGCACGGCUUAACACCAAACGGUAUGGGUCGCGACAUCUGGACAGUCACCCCCGACCAGGUCACCAAUUUCGGUCGGAACUUUUACAUGAUGGCCAUAUUCUACUUUACGCUGCAGACCUUCCUCAAGCUGGCCAUGAUUUUCUUCUAUCUCCGCAUCUUUCCAACACGCGGCGUCAGGCGGGCUUUGUGGGCCACUGUCGUUUUUAAUUGCGUCUUUGGCGUCUCGUUUAUCCUGAUAGCCGCAUUUCAAUGUCAACCUAUCAGCUACUUCUGGACUAAAUGGGAACACAAAACCGAAGAUACGGGAACAUGCCUUGACAUUAACUCUAUAACCUGGUCCAGCGGAGCAAUCAACAUUGCCCUGGAUUUCUGGAUUUUGAGCAUUCCACUCUCGCAGCUGAAGAAGAUGAAUUUGGACUGGAGGAAAAAGAUUGGGGUCGGAAUCAUGUUUAGCGUUGGCAUCUUUGUCACCAUAGUUAGUGUCCUCCGCCUCAGCGCCACCAUCAAGAUGCGUGCAGGAGUAGGUGCGAACAAUGCAACAUGGGAAUACACCGAGUUCGACCAGUGGUCCACCAUCGAGGUCAACGUCGGAAUUAUCUGCGCUUGCAUGCCGAGUCUUCGAGUUCUUCUCGUCCGCCUCUUCCCCAAGAUACUUGGCAACUCAACUCAGCAACAAUACUACAAUUACGGCAGCAACAACUAUGGCGGCCCAAGCGGACCCGGAACGAACAAUCGAAGCCGCUCUCGAUCUCAACCACUGGGCACAACGUCGCAAGUUGACAAGACGGCAUUCCGUUCCCACGUUAAUCCUAUGGGUAUUACGUGCGACAGAACAUAUGAGGUGGAAUUCGGUCAUAAAGACAAUGAUGAGACAGAGCUAUUUUAUAUGAAAGACAUGGACUUGGACUAG